Molecule: messenger RNA, 1023 nt
Organism: Diachasmimorpha longicaudata
Lineage: Eukaryota; Metazoa; Arthropoda; Insecta; Hymenoptera; Braconidae
Product: putative carbonic anhydrase 5
Exons: 5
Coding region: 101-979 (292 amino acids)
Biological process (GO): one-carbon metabolic process
Molecular function (GO): carbonate dehydratase activity; zinc ion binding
Source: RefSeq, a predicted model, not a curated record
UUUUAUAGCCUCUACUCCUGACUUUUGAAUUAGUCUGAAAAAAUUUUAAUCGGAAGUAAAAAAUUCUCAGUGCAAUUGAAUAGUCUUUCUUCAAUGCAACAUGGCAUUAUCACUACCGGAAUUUCUGAUAAUAUGUGGAAGUAUUUUCCUAGUUGGAUUUCUGUUUCUGGAGGUGGUUAAUUGGGGGAAGGUCAUAUCUUCCCUUGGGAGCCAUGACGAUUUGCAAGUAACGGUUGUUGAAGACACUGAAGAAGAGGAUGACCAUGGAAGUUUAUCGGGAAAGGAAAGCGAGAGUUUUGAAUCACCAGUGAAUAUCGUACCUCGUCAAGCUGUUGUAAUUGAAGUUUCUGAGCCGUUCAAAUGGAAUGGAUACAAGAUUCCGCCAGUUGCAAUGACAAUGUUUUGUAGGGAAGACACAGUGAUUAUCCAGCCAUUUUGGAUUCACGACAUAGCUCCGACUAUUUCCGGAGGUCCUCUGACACACCGUCAUCACCUCCUGUACAUUUCUCUCCAUUGGGGAGUGUCUGAUCAAUCCGGAAGUGAACAUUCAAUCGAUCAAAUCAACUAUCCCCUUGAAAUGCAGCUUGCGCACGUGAAACAGGUCAACGCUCGGGAAAACAUCGAGGAACAUUCAGAUGACGCUGACGCAACUAUUGUAUCAUAUCUUUUCCAAAUAAAAGAAAAUGAUAAUGAGCUAUUGAAUCCGAUUAUAAUGAAUGUCUGCAGACUCCAAGAAUCAACUAGCAAGGUUUACAUACCCCCCUUUCAGCUGGACUCUGUUUUUCCAUUAUUCCCGAGAAAAUUUUACAGUUACACCGAUAAGCUGAAUCCUCCAGUCGGGAAAAUCGUGAUGCGGCUAAUUUAUCCGGAGCCAUUGUCUGUCUCGUCAUCUCAAAUGACCGAACUGCGGAAGAUUUCCACCGGAAGCUCUAGACCCAAGAGGAGCUUCGGUCCAGAAGAUCUCUACUACCACGAAUAAAUGCACCAAUUAAAGAACCCAAGUAAUUACAUCUUUACACGAAG